Messenger RNA from Trichoderma aggressivum f. europaeum, 1605 nucleotides. RefSeq lists its product as uncharacterized. Gene Ontology annotation, molecular function: oxidoreductase activity, acting on paired donors, with incorporation or reduction of molecular oxygen; heme binding; iron ion binding. The transcript is spliced from 8 exons. The coding region runs from base 1 to 1605 and encodes 534 amino acids. Lineage: Eukaryota; Fungi; Ascomycota; Sordariomycetes; Hypocreales; Hypocreaceae. The record is from RefSeq and is a predicted model, not a curated record.
AUGGAGUCCUGGGCUGAUUCCGCGCAGGAGCUGCUGUCUCCGCUGCAGCUUGGCCGCCAUGGAGGACUAGCUAGGCAGUGGGGAUUGUCUGCAGGAGGCGUAUUCCUUGCGACAAUCCCCGUGUACUUUGUCGUUAUUAUCCUGCACCGAUUGUAUCUCUCACCCCUUGGCAGAGCAGGGAUCCCAGGCCCUAAGUUAGCUGCGAUAACCUUUUGGUAUGAGGGCUACUAUGGAGGGAAAAUGUUCCUCCAUGUUAGAGAGCUGCACAAGAAAUACGGCCCUGUCGUGCGAAUCACUCCCGACGAAGUACACUUCGAUGACCCGGAAAUUAUCGAUUACAUCUAUCCACAAGGUGGCAGAAAAACAGACAAACCUGAGUGGCUUCAUACCAGGACUGGCACACCCGAGUCCAUCUUUUCCACUGUACACCACGAUCUGCACCGACAGCGCCGCAACACAGUCAGCUCUUUUUUCUCUCCAGCAAGCGUUCAUAGACUGCAGCAUGUGCUAAAAGAAAACCUGCUUAAACUACUCAAUCGUUUUGAUGAGCAAGCAAGAUCCGGAAACAUCGUGCAAGUUCACUACGCAUUCAAAGCACUUGCAAGCGACCUUAUCACAUUCUACUCUUUCGACCAGUGCAUGAAUAUUCUAGAUGAGCCUGAUUUCGGAAAGACAAAUUUCGAUGCGACGGAUGAAUUUUUCUUCCUCACCCAUCUUGGGAAAGUUUUCCCAUGGCUUAUGGGGCUAUUCACUACCGCCCCCAACUGGAUAAUCCGCGUCUUGUUUCCCAACAUGUAUUCCAUGAGGGCAAGACGAAACUGGUGGAGUGAUGCGGUACAGGAUCUUAAAACCUCGCCAGACCCUCAGCGAAUCAAAAGAACAAUAUUCGAGGGAAUUCUGAACAGCAAACUGCCAGACUCUGACAAAACCGACGCCAGAAUGGCUGGCGAAGCACAGCUUGUCGUCUUUGCUGGCGAAGGCACAACAGCAUGGACAAUGCAUGCAGCGCUAUAUCAGAUUCUUGCGGAUCCUAUUGUGUGCAAGAAACUCAGAGCCGAGCUGACCACUCUGAGUUCAACUGACGACGGCAUUCCAUUACUCACAGAAGCUGAGACAUUGCCUUAUCUCAGUGCAGUCAUUCAAGAAACCAUUCGAUGCCACCCGGGUGUUAUGAGCCGACAGAUCAGAGUUUCCCCAGAAGUGCCAAUUGUGUAUACAAAUAAGGCUACUGGUAAAGUGCUAUCGGUCCCGCCUGGCACGGUGUACAGCAUGUCGCCACUCGACAUUCACAUGAACCCUCAUUAUUUCGAAGAUCCCUAUGAAUUCCGACCCGAACGAUGGAUCGAGAACCCGAGUUUAUCCAAAUACUUUAUUGGAUUUGGUCGCGGCUCUCGCAAUUGCCUUGGCAUGGCUCUUGCCAGACGCGAACUGGCCAUCACAUUGGCGGCGAUUUUUCUGAAAUACGAUCUAUAUCAUGGCCAAGACGGUCCAACUAUGGAAUUAUAUGACACUCUUCGAGAAAGGGAUAUUGACGCUGAUACUGAAUUUAUUGCCCCGUUUCCGACACCGGGAAGUAAGGGGCUUCAAGUCAAAUUCAGGUAUUAG